Messenger RNA from Lates calcarifer (barramundi perch), 1918 nucleotides. RefSeq names its product cAMP responsive element binding protein 3-like 3a (gene creb3l3a). Gene Ontology annotation, cellular component: nucleus. Gene Ontology annotation, molecular function: DNA-binding transcription factor activity, RNA polymerase II-specific; RNA polymerase II cis-regulatory region sequence-specific DNA binding. The record is from RefSeq and is a predicted model, not a curated record. NCBI's taxonomy places the organism in Eukaryota, Metazoa, Chordata, Actinopteri, Centropomidae. Gene Ontology annotation, biological process: regulation of transcription by RNA polymerase II.
UUAAACUUUGGACCCAAGAGGAAGAGCUGUGAGAUACAGUGGAGUCUCUUUAGGAACAGAGACAAAGCUACUGCACAACAAAGUAAAUCGGAUAAUUUUGCUGGAUCUUUAGUGUCUCGUGGGCUUCUCUGGCGUGCCACACAAACAGGAGGAAUUAUGGAACUCUACCCAGAUCAGGGAUGUGAUGGCAUUGAGCUGCUUGACUGGCUGUUUGAUCAAAACGAUGGAAUUCUCCGUCAUGAAGAAACAGAACACCAUGGCAACCAUCACACCUGGCCAGUCCAGGACCCAAAUAUGCUGCAGCCACCUGGACAGGCAGACGAUGACUUCCUCAAUGCCUUGCUAAGUGGGAGUGAUUCUGUGUCAGGCUCUCCUCUCUGGUCCCCAUCUCCCAGCGACAGCGGGAUCAGUGAGGACCCUCCCUCAGACCAGAUGGACAGUCCACAACGCCCUGAGAGCCCUCCCGGGGAUGCUCAGUACUUCAGUAAGAGGCCACAGACAAAGGCAGCCCUGGAGGCCAACAUCUCCAUUGACCUCAAUGGCUGGGAACCCGGCUUCCCAGAGGGCAGGACGAGGAUUACGCAAUAUCCUUCAGAUUUACAUAGACCACAGCUGUCCUCUGGCUUCCCACUAACUGUCAAAGAUCUGCUGCUGUCUGGCACGGCAGAGCCGCUCCCACAGCCAUCCCAACAGACUAUUCAAGAGCUGAUUCUCAAUGAAGAUGAGAAGAAGCUCUUAGCAAAGGAGGGGGUGACUCUACCCAGCCAGCUACCUCUCACAAAGUAUGAAGAAAGGAUUCUGAAGAAAAUUCGCAGAAAGAUUCGCAAUAAGCAGUCCGCCCAGGAGAGCAGGAAGAAGAAGAAGGAGUAUAUUGAUGGACUGGAGAGCAGGAUGGCUGCCUGCAACGCACACAACCAGGAGCUGCAGAGGAAAGUGUCACAGCUGGAGAAAUGCAACAUGUCACUAAUGGAACAGUUGCGCAGGCUGCAGGCUCUGGUCAUGAAUACAUCUAACAAGCCAGCCCAGACUGGCACAUGUGUACUGGUGCUUCUGCUGUCCUUCUCCCUCAUCCUGUUCCCCAGCCUGAAGCCCUUCUCCGACACCAAGGUUAGCCAAGGAGACUUCAGUCCAGUGAGAGUCCAGUCACGGUCCCUGCAGAACCUCCAGGCUUCCCGUGUGCUGCAUGUCAUUGACGACCCGUUCCCUGCUGAGGACGAGUCAGAGCCUCUACACCGGCAUUUCCCGGGAGACCAGAGGCUGGAAGACAUCACGGCACUGAUGGGGAAGCUGAAAGUGAACCAAGAGCAGACCAGUUUGGAUGCUGUGUCUCUGAACGGAAGCCAGGAGGAAGAAAUCAGCCAUUUCCACGUAGACCCAAUUACUGGGCACAUAGCCACUGUGACCUUGGAUCCCCGCCGCUCUGCCAAGCUGCGACCACAUGCUGACGACAUGUAAGAGAAAUGAAGAAAUUAUCCCCACGUGAAUUCCCAAUAUUGUCCUCCUAAUGGUAGAGAAGGGAAUUAUCUGGAGCUGCUGUUUGCACAGACAGGGGAAUUAGGUUUUAAUCAUUCCUGUUUUGUCUUUGAUAUGUAUUCAGUCUGUAUGUCUUUGCCUUUUUUGUGAUACUAUUUUAUAUCAGUAUAUGAAUUGAAUCUUACACUGAACUUGCCUGUUAAGAUAAACUGUGUAUCCUUUGCUGCCCUGGCUUUGAUAAAACACCAGUGUAAAUGAGUGUGUUCAAGACUGUCAAAAACUGGAUAAAUAGAGCUGUGAUGAUGUGUAUAGUUUUGAUCUCAACGGAGUAAUUUAAAAAACGUUAAAGGAUUUUGAAAGCAUGUUUUCACUGAAUAAUUGAUUGGAACUUUUUGGAUUCACUCAUGGAUAAAACCGCCUCAAAAUAAAAGACAUCAAAACGAGA